Molecule: messenger RNA, 2808 nt
Organism: Cyprinodon tularosa
Lineage: Eukaryota; Metazoa; Chordata; Actinopteri; Cyprinodontiformes; Cyprinodontidae
Product: 5'-AMP-activated protein kinase subunit gamma-2-like
Exons: 14
Coding region: 682-2010 (442 amino acids)
Source: RefSeq, a predicted model, not a curated record
CUGUCACUGAGGAGGGUAACUGCAUUGUGCUGAACUGCAACUUCAAAUGAAGGCUUUUACCUCCAGAAGAAGCCCGACGAAGUGACCUCACGUGAUGAGUGAGUGAAGCAGAUGUUCCUGUGCCGAAUUUACUCACUGAGAAAGAGGGAGAGUGGGUAGAUGGGCUGCUCCAGCCAAUCGGCAGGGAUGUUUCUAUGGACUCGCCUCUUUUAGAGCAGCAGACAGGCUUGCUAUAUUAGAGAGAUGCCGCCCACAGCUGCACCUGACAAUUUACAGUGCCAGCACCUCUGAGCGAGAAGGCGAGGCACUCCAGUCCGAGCAUCACCGACGCUGGAGCUCUCUGGAAUUCACCGCUUUUACAUUCUCCUCUUUUAUUUUGGAUUUAUUAGCUGUAUUACAUUUCCUGCUGGCUCAGCUCUUACUUUUCCUACUUUUUUCUUGCCCGUUCAUGCCAUUUUAUAUUUUGGGAAAUAGUUGUAAUACAUUAAGGUCAGCCACUUUGUUAAGGACCAUUAAUCUAUUUUUUUAAGCUGGGUUUGUUUUUCAACUUUAAACUCAGAAAAAUCCCCCAGAAAUAAAAUGGAGUAACUCUCACUUUGGACAGUUUUGAAACUUCAAUCCCAUCGUGAUGUUGAUGGUCAUGGUCAAGCUGAGUUUUGAGCCAAUCACGCACUGCUUUCCAUGAAGAGGUUUGGCAGCCUGAGGAGGAGCAAGAAGCGACGAGAGCAGGAUGGGCUAGAAGGGAGGCAUCAGUCCGAGGCUUCGUGUCUGGCCGCUUCUGGACGCUCCACGCCCCCCUCCACUCCGACCCAGGCAUCCUGCCAACCUGUGUUCAGCCCAGAGGCUCAGCGGCAGAGCGCCCCCAGUCCAGAACGCCUGGAGUCCAGUUCCCGAAGCCGCUCCCUGUCCACUCCUCCGGACACAGGACAGCGCAUCAGCCUUUCCUACGCUAAACCUCCGAUCCCAUCAACCAGUCCUGUGCCACCCUUCUCUACCUCACACCAUGUCUACGGCUUAUUCGAAGGUAUGCUGGAGAAACUUGAACUAGAUGAUGAUGCUGCUGAGCCUGAGAGUGAUAUUUACAUGCGCUUCAUGAAAUCCCACAAGUGCUACGACAUCGUUCCCACAAGCUCCAAGCUGGUCGUGUUUGACACGGCACUCCAAGUUAAAAAGGCGUUCUUCGCCUUAGUGGCCAAUGGUGUGCGAGCUGCUCCUCUAUGGGACACGGAGAAGCAAAGCUUUGUGGGAAUGCUGACAAUCACAGAUUUCAUCAUCAUACUACACAGAUACUAUAAAUCACCACUGGUGCAAAUUUAUGAGUUAGAGGAACACAAGCUUGAGACGUGGAGAGAGGUUUAUCUUCAAGCAACGUUUAAACCUCUUGUUAACAUAUCACCAGAAGCAAGCCUGUUUGAUGCAGUAUACACCCUCAUCAAAAAUAAAAUUCACCGCCUGCCUGUCAUCGACCCUGUUACAGGGAAUGCACUUUAUAUUCUCACACAUAAGAGGAUCCUAAAGUUUCUCCAGCUGUUUAUGUGCGAAAUGCCAAAGCCAGCUUUCAUGAAGCAGACCCUAGGUGAGCUGGGUAUCGGAACGUACCAUGAGAUUGCUUUUAUCAACCCCGACACGCCCAUCAUUAAAGCACUCAACAUCUUUGUGGAGAGACGAAUAUCUGCUCUGCCUGUGGUGGAUGACUCAGGCAAAGUUGUUGAUAUUUAUUCCAAGUUUGAUGUAAUUAACUUGGCUGCAGAGAAGACGUACAAUAACUUGGACAUCAGCGUGACGCAGGCCCUGAAACAUCGCUCGCAGUACUUUGAAGGAGUCGUUAAGUGCCACAAAAUGGAAACGAUGGAGACCAUUGUGGACAGAAUAGUCAAAGCAGAAGUCCAUCGGCUGGUGGUGGUGGAUGAGCGCUCCAGUAUUGAGGGCAUUAUUUCCCUUUCAGACAUCCUCCAGGCUCUGGUGCUCAGCCCAGCAGAUGCCUGUAAGGAGGAGAACCUGCCUGAAUGAGUUUGUGGUGCAUCAGCUUUAGUGGAUGAAGUGAAUUCAUCUACAGCUUAAGUUGGAUGGUUUGAAGCUGAUGUGGAAAUUCUGGAGCGGUUCAGAAAGAGAGUCAUGUGCAGCUGAGUGAAGUGGAGUGAAGUUUUUUUGCACUGAGGAAUGGAUUCUCUCUCUUUCUUUUUUCUUUUUCCAGUUUAAACACUGAUCCAAUGCACACGCAUUACAAACCAAUAUGCAAACACACGCCGAUGAAUGCAAUAACCUUAUGGGAAAUGGAGAACAUUUUCUGAUUGAUCUGGGCUUUAAGUAGUUAAAAUCAUGUAGCUGUCAUCCUACACUUUUUAUACUUUAGUCACGUUUUGAUACUUUAACAUCCAUUGUACCAAAGUGUUUUAGCAGCACAACUACAUCCUCAUCCACAGAGAUUGGACAGCAGCUGUCAGCAAGGAGAACCGUUGCCAAUGCCAACAUAAAAUCACUCAGUGCGCAGUUUUUUGUGCCUUUUGUGCAGCAUUUUGCAUUAGUUUCUCACUGUGUGAAUCGAGUGCUUUUUUUUUUUGUAAUAUAAACGUAAGAUUGAAACAUUUACUUUUUAGGGGGUUAAAAGUCAUUUAUACUGUUUAUUCCUGGCGGUUAUGGAAGCUUCACACAAACAGGUGGAGCUGCUGGUGUGUGUCAGCUGGAUCGCAGCAGGACUCAUCUCAUUCUUGUGUAAAUGAGAUUGUUCUCUGAUGACGUCACAGAAAGCUUUAUUUUUAUGAAUGUGUUAACAUAUCUAAAGAUACUUCAGUUUGAAUGUUAUUUUUG